Molecule: messenger RNA, 1021 nt
Organism: Argiope bruennichi
Lineage: Eukaryota; Metazoa; Arthropoda; Arachnida; Araneae; Araneidae
Exons: 5
Coding region: 381-893 (170 amino acids)
Source: RefSeq, a predicted model, not a curated record
UUUUAAAAUAACUCAUUCCAUCUUGAUCUGUAUAGAAAUAUUCUAAGGGUUUCAAUAACAUUUUUGGGAUGUAAUCCAUUGUUCACGCAGGCAUCGUCUGAAAGCAGGUCCACAACUACGUUAUUUUUAUCUCACAUAUAGAUUUUCAUUGAAUUAUCAGUUACCGAUAAGGCUUACGCAUAUGCUUUUGUUGUCCAUCGAUCUCCCUUAAGCUGGAACAUGACAUUUAGGUUUAACACGAACAAAUUUACCAAGACAUGAAUUUAAUGACUUUUCCAUUAAAAAGGUGUUUGCCACUUGCUGCUCCACCUUGGAAGAAAGACAACGCCGAAAUGUAGUUUUAUCAUCCUAUCCUAAGAUUAUUGUAAAAGAAGAACAGAAUGAAUAGUAUGGCAAGUUUCUUAUGGUUUACCAUAGUCAUUGUUGGAAUACUGGUUUCAUCUCUGGCUAUGAUAAGCAUGGGAGCUGCCUGCUGGGACUACUGUGAUACUGUGCCAGUCAUCGCCCAAUAUUUGGUAAUAACAGGAUCGAUAUUCUUUUGCCUCCUGAUCUUACUGUUACUACUGACUUUUUGUAUCUGCACAUCCUCUGGGGAUCCAAAAAUAACAGGAACUCUCAAAAUUGUUGUAGGAGUGUGCGUUAGUGUCAUGUAUUUGCUUGUUAUCGCAGGUACUACUGUGCUUUUCGUUCAGUCAGAAGAAGAUAGGACUUGUAACAGAACUAGCACAAAAAAUGAAGACUUCUUCAAAGAACAAUUCAACACUACUGCUCCUCGCACCGCUGAUCCUUUUUGCACCAGCACACUUCCUAUAUUCAGUUAUAGUGUUCUCGUAGUUUUUCACGUACUUCUUUUCUUUUCGCUCCUUGUCACAUUUUAUGACAAUUCCAAAUAGCCUGAAAGCCAUUUGAGCCAAAACAAGGAAGCAAAAAGAACAUUUUUCUGUUUCAGGGAAUUUAUGAAUUCAUUAUUUCAUUUUUGUAACAUAACACAUUUUAAGAGAAUAAAGUUAUUUGUGAAAAU